Messenger RNA from Sphaeroforma arctica JP610, 1055 nucleotides. RefSeq lists its product as hypothetical. The record is from RefSeq and is a predicted model, not a curated record. The transcript has 4 exons. The coding region runs from base 52 to 582 and encodes 176 amino acids. Lineage: Eukaryota; Ichthyosporea; Ichthyophonida.
UCAUAUGUGGACGUGAAUUCCAAGUCGUUGAGCUCCAUUGAAUCCCCCAUCAUGGUACUGAUCACGAGAUCAUGGUGUCAAGCGAGCCGGGCGCUCAAGGACAAACUAGCCUCUUCCAGCGAAGUUCAGGAACUAGCCAAGCAAUUUACGCUGCUGAAGUUGGACGAAACCACAGACCCACUGGUGCCCCAAUGGACAGAUGGUACCUACACGCCACGCGUUGUCUUUGUGGCGCCACACGGGAAGGGAUACCCACAGGCUAUGCCUGUUGAUAACCUUGAGACUGGUAACAAAGACUACCCACACUACUACUGGGAUGCAGAGCAAGUUUAUGCUGCUAUGGAGAAGGCGCUAGCAAUACACGAAGAAGACUAUCCAAAUCGCCCCUUAGUGGAUGUCCUAGAGCCGGCGAACGUGAGGUUGCCGUAUGAUGUACCAGAUGUGCAUCAUUUGGUAUACACACGCCCGCAGGAAGACGAACAUGCGCAUGACGAUCCUACCAAGCCACACGUGGAAGGUAAUGACGGUGCACACAGACGCACCCAGCGAAGUGCGGGCAAGAAGGCACGCAGUGAGUUGUAGUGUACAGUGCAGUGGAUUAGAAAGGAUUGGGGUGCGUGCGAAUCACUCUCGAGAUAAGGCUACGAGUAACAACGCUCACCUUCCUUCCACUGGGAUGAGCCGAGACUAUGCUCAUACUCUCUUGUUCUUUGACUUCAACAAUGGGUCCAACGAGUGUAGUUGUAUCCUUCUUAGCGAUAGAGGCAGCCGCAUGCCCGUGUCACACUCCUAUGUGCCCGAGAUACGACCAUAUUCUGUGCAUAUACGUAGAGAGAUGAGUUUAGCGAACGAGGCAAGUGGCUCCGGAAAUGAUUUACUCGCUAAACUGUAGAGAGAUCCCAAGAGGUAAAGCCAUGAUCGGUAAUAUGCAAACUCGCUCUCAUGCCAACACCGCAUCGCUGCAACGAUUAUUCCAUGUCGAAUUUUCAUUACAAUCUAUAACAAAGGCUUGUUUACUGUAAUCAUUUUCAAAAUCAUGAAUAUUCAAGUCCGUG